Molecule: messenger RNA, 657 nt
Organism: Cladocopium goreaui
Lineage: Eukaryota; Dinophyceae; Suessiales; Symbiodiniaceae
Source: the annotation of a GenBank genome assembly
AUGCAAACCUGGCGCUCUAUGGCUUUACAGAAAUCAUGGCUGUCCCGUUUGAAGUCCCAAACGCGCCCUGGAGUGUCCACAUCCAUUGCUGCAGCGGUAACGGCCACCUGGGCUGCUGCGUUUGUGGCACCUGUGAUUCCUGUGCCACAACGACCCAGACCGUUACGGGCUAGACUCGAAGCUGCCGAAACUGGAGAAGUUGCCGAGCCUCUGGGCUGGACUUGCGUCAGCGGAUGCGGUGCAUGCUGCAUGCUGGGUACGGAGGAGCGACCCUUUCUCAAGGAUUUACUAACUGAAGAGCAGUUGGAGAUCUUUCGAAGUCUUCCCAAGGAGGAUGGCUGGUGCCGGCACUUUGAUCAUGAAACGCGAAGCUGUAACAUCUACGAUGAGCGUCCCGAGUUCUGUCGUGUCAAGACGUUCCUUUGUUCGAAAGCGCCCUUCUUUGGAGUGGAUCCAAGCGAUGGCCUCUCAAUGGGUGGCUUUUGUGCUGACAGCUGCCGACAGAAUAUCGCCGACGUCUAUGGCCAGGAUUCGGAGGAGAUGUUUCGCUUUGACGCGGAGGUCGAAGUGUUCUUGGACAUUGACGAGGAAACUGAUGACGAGGAAUUGCGAGGAUCCCUGUGGAUUGAGGAAAGCGAUGGCCAAAAAAAACCGUAG